Rhincodon typus (whale shark) is the source of this 1124-nucleotide messenger RNA. RefSeq names its product UDP-galactose-4-epimerase (gene gale). The record is from RefSeq and is a predicted model, not a curated record. Gene Ontology annotation, biological process: beta-D-galactose catabolic process via UDP-galactose, Leloir pathway. The transcript has 8 exons. Gene Ontology annotation, cellular component: cytosol. The coding region runs from base 1 to 708 and encodes 235 amino acids. Lineage: Eukaryota; Metazoa; Chordata; Chondrichthyes; Orectolobiformes; Rhincodontidae. Gene Ontology annotation, molecular function: UDP-glucose 4-epimerase activity.
AUGGUUAUUGGAAUCCAACUCAAAUUUAACAUUUUAAAAUCCAGACUUAAAUAUCAUGACAUUUUAAUUUUAUUUGCACAUCCUGUUGGUAGUUGCACUAAUUCUUAUGGAAAAACAAAAUACUUCAUUGAAGAAAUGAUCAAGGAUCUCUGCUAUGCAGAAAAGGAUUGGAAUGCAGUUCUACUUCGAUACUUCAAUCCUAUUGGGGCACAUGAGUCAGGAAAAAUAGGUGAAGAUCCCCAGGGUAUUCCCAACAAUCUGAUGCCAUAUAUUUCACAGGUUGCUAUUGGGCGUCGGCAGUACCUGAAUAUUUUUGGCGAUGACUAUGAGACAUGUGAUGGGACAGGUGUCAGGGAUUACAUUCAUGUUGUGGAUCUUGCAAAAGGACACAUUGCUGCAUUGAAGAAGCUGAAAGAAAGAUGCAGCUGCAAGGUAUAUAAUCUUGGUACUGGAACAGGUUACUCUGUUUUACAAAUGGUAAAAGCAAUGGAGAAGGCUUCUGGGAGAGAGAUUAAAUACCAAGUUGUUCAGAGGAGAGAAGGAGACAUUGCUUCCUGUUAUGCUAAUCCAGCUCUUGCAGAGAAGGAACUUGGAUGGAAGGCACAUUAUGGGAUUGACAAAAUGUGUCAAGAUUUGUGGAACUGGCAAUCCCAGAAUCCUUAUGGCUUCAGCAAGAAUGAAGCAUCGAAUGCACCAUCUAACAGUUGAUUUGUCUAUGUUAGAAAAAGAACUUAAUUCUUUUUAAAAUGUUUUAGUAGUCAAAGCUGUAGAUUCCUAUAUCUUUAUCUUUUAGCUGUUCUGGUGGAGGACAGUAUAAAUUUAAACUGCAUCUGUACAGCAGAUUCAAAUAUCUACUUUUGAAAUUGAAAAUCAAGGCUGGUUGAAACUCAAACUGAUCAAGUUAUUGACUUCUUUCACCAAGACUUGUUGAUUGAAGUUUGAACUAUCUAGAUUUCUGUGACCAGAUCUUUGGUCUUGUAACUCUAGUCAUUUCUAUAUAAUUUAAAAAGUGUAUUUAUAUUAUAUAUACACACACAACCCACAGGCUGGAUACAGCCCUGGUGCAUUUGAAGUUUUUGUACUUUAGAGUAAUGGCUUAGAAAUAAAUAACCCUGUUUUGAUAA